Molecule: messenger RNA, 523 nt
Organism: Dacryopinax primogenitus
Lineage: Eukaryota; Fungi; Basidiomycota; Dacrymycetes; Dacrymycetales; Dacrymycetaceae
Product: copper zinc superoxide dismutase
Exons: 4
Coding region: 50-523 (157 amino acids)
Biological process (GO): removal of superoxide radicals
Molecular function (GO): superoxide dismutase activity; copper ion binding
Source: RefSeq, a predicted model, not a curated record
ACGACCAUUGCACCUCAACCUCCUGCUUUCCCCAUAUAACAUAGCAAUCAUGGUCAAGGCUGUCGCUAUCCUCCGCGGUGAUUCCCCCGUCACAGGUGUGAUCACAUUCACUCAGAGCGGUGAGGGUGAGCCGGUCGUCGUCAGUGGCGAGAUCUCCAACCUCGACCCAUCUGCUCACCGUGGCUUCCACAUCCAUGAGCUCGGGGACAACACCAACGGCUGCGUCUCCGCCGGCCCGCACUUCAACCCCUUCACGAAGAAGCACGGCGGGCCUACCGACUCUGAGCGCCACGUCGGUGACCUGGGGAACAUCACAUCCGACGACUCUGGCAAGGCCGUGAUCAACAUCACCGACAAGCAGCUGAGCCUUAUCGGCCCCCUGAGCAUCAUUGGCCGCACGGUUGUCGUCCAUGCCGGCACGGACGACCUUGGAAAGGGAGGCAAUGAUGAAAGCUUCAAGACGGGCAACGCGGGCGGGCGUGCGGCUUGCGGUGUUAUCGCAACUGGCUUAUCAAGCUACUAG